This is a messenger RNA of Funneliformis mosseae, 203 nucleotides long. NCBI's taxonomy places the organism in Eukaryota, Fungi, Glomeromycota, Glomeromycetes, Glomerales, Glomeraceae. The record is from the annotation of a GenBank genome assembly.
AUGAAAUAUCAAUAGUUUCUGCUUUAUUAUUUAAUUUCAUUUCUGAUUUAUUUGCUAGAAUUCACAAUUUUGAUAUAGCAUUUAGAGGUAUUUAUAUAAUAGUUGCAAGUGAUUUGACACAACUUCCAUCAGUAAGAGAUGAAGCUGUAUUUUAUUUAUCAGUAUGGCAAUUAUUUCAUCCAUUAUUUUUGUACAAAUCCUAA